Molecule: messenger RNA, 13129 nt
Organism: Spirometra erinaceieuropaei
Lineage: Eukaryota; Metazoa; Platyhelminthes; Cestoda; Diphyllobothriidea; Diphyllobothriidae
Source: the annotation of a GenBank genome assembly
AUGCGGUGUGUUAGGCUUCUUAAUGAAUUUGAAAUUAUUGACAAGAAGCUUUUGGUUAGUUCGUUCCCAUGUUUGCAUGAAAUCAUAGGUCAAAGUUGACCCGAAGACAGAGGACUUGUUAGCUGAGUAUAAGAAGAAGAAGCAAAAGGAAGGCGACGAUGGUAGCCUUGGAAGUACUGCAGCCGAGGUCGAUGAGGCCACAAAGCAGGACGAUGAAGUCGUCAAGACUGCUCUGCAAAAUAUACUUCAGGAAAGCGUAGCCGCGUUUCAGCUAGGACAUGGUAAGCGACUCGUUUUAAGACUCGAAUCGAUUUUCAGAGUCUCCAAAUCGCCAGGACUAUCUCGAGGGUCCAAGACACUUGGUGAGUUUCAAAUUGCUUUGCACUGUUUUUAAUUACUUGAUUUCUGUAAUGUUAAGAUAAUAUUUUUGUCAGCAUUGUAGUAAACUCGGUUCACCAAGUUUGAUACUGAAUAAGCGGGUGUCUUCAGAUAACAGUGGUCAAUAAGUUCGGAAUAUUUGCGCUUAAGUGGCAUUUCUCAUUUCCCUGAGACAGUCGCCUAGUAUCUUCUGCUACCGCAACGAGACCAUACGAAUUCAGAGGACCUAAGCACAUAUCUGCGAGCACGUGACUACUGUUCAAUCAUCUGCAGCCUGGUUGGGAGUGUAGAUCGUGGUCUUCCCACGUUUUAGCCUGGUUACAAAGCAGCACGUUCAUAUUUUACUUCCCAUUUGCCCUUUUUGUUGUCCCUUCUUUGCGGUCUUGGUAAUCACCGGACUUCUUGCGGGUUUUAGUUGAUAACUAAAGUCAACUAAAGUAUGGUUUUUCACCCGGGGUCUGUUCUUCCUGAAGACGUGGCGAAGUGCGAAUCAGUAAAUUUGAAAGGAAUACUAAUACCCCCGAAUUCUCUAUACACUCACACGAGAGGCUAACGGCGGGAACCACUCAUCCCACCCAUUUAACUAGAUACCUCGUCCAAUCAAGUUGGCAUGACGAAUUUUUAUUCUCGUGACCAGGUAUUCUCAACCAUAGCCUACCUAAUGCGAACAUACUAGGCUGCAUUAGAGACUUAACUUUAAAGCUUGACUGUGCGAUUCUUAUUCAGUCUUCCCAAUCUGGAACUCAACUGCGGCCUCCGGUAGUGUUAAGUGGAAGAAAGAUGCCCACUCCCGUUCCGAGUCAUUUUAAUCUAGAGUUCGAUUACUGCUCCUUUUACUGACCUACCUGACUACUUCCCUCAGUCAAGAUCCCUAAACCUGACUCGAGGAGUCACCUUUUCGUAAUUUUAUCUUGGCUAUCGUAACACUAACAGGUUAUUAAUUCAUCUGGUCACGCGUGUAUCUGACUGUGACUCGAGCGUUACAAGUCAAGCCCUUCACCCUCGUCUCAUCGAUACUGUUUUUCGGAACUUAAUACGACAUUAACAGUUUCAGAUCUUAAAGUAUUUUCGGAAUUAUUUCGCUUUGACACCCGUACUGCAAUUUUCGUCAUGCACUACUGUCCCACUUAUUUUCCUUAGACGCUUGAUGACAUGGAUCUAGACGUCGACCGAAAAGAUCUGAUUAACAAGGAAAUCGAAACCUUCCGCCGGAGGAAUGAGGUGAGGAAUCUUAGAUGUAUCCGAACACGGAUUUUGUUUUUAUACUGCCAUUUUGAUUCCACCAACUUGUGGCACAAUUUUGGCUGGGUUGGCAAGCUUACUUUUGUGCCUCGUCUGCCAGUCUAUGAACAACAGAACACAUGGACUUAAAGGUAGCCAUGAAUAUAACCAGCAAUUUAUGAAGACAACUAGCCAAUGUUGGUGAGUACAAUUUCCUGCUGUUAACGGGACUAGGCAGUUUAAAACUUUGAGGAUAGCUGUGAAUUGAGCAAAUCCUCGCCUUCUUUUAGCCCAUCUUGCUUGCGUGUCGAAGCAACUUCCGUUUGUGCUAAUAACGCGAGGCUGGGUGAGUAACUUGAUAAAGUAUUUCUUGUCGAAGCAUAUGCGCCAUCGAGCAAGUACUUUUUGCAACUGUUGUGCUUGUGUUUGGAAGUUGCCCGAUUUCGACUCCUUGGCGCCCCCUUCCGUGAACGCAGUUAUGUGUUUUGCCAAAAUUCUCUACGGUGUACUCUUGAUCUGCUUUGUAUGGCGCCAAUCGACGCCACAACAGAAAGAGACUCCCACCGAAGAGAGAACCAGACGGCCGAAAGACCUCGAUAGGGACUAUUAUUCUUCGCGGUACUCUCGAUCUCGGGCUGAACGGGAAUUAGCCCGGACAAGGCACUCGCGUUCACGAUCAUCCUCUCGCGAGCCAUCGAAAAAGCGACUUCGAGGAUCCGUCACAAGUUCACAUCUGACAUCCUCAAGCCACUCACGGUCAAGCCACGUCGACGAAGAGGAGGAGGCCAUUAAGAAAAGGCUUGAAAGGAAGCUAAGGGAAAAAGAGGAAUCCUACCAAGAGGUGAGUAUUUUUGAGGUCUCAGUUUCUGUUAGUUUCUGAUUUAUGGCAAAUAAGUGUUCCGCCCUUUUGGAGUACUUUAGAAGACAAAAUACCCCUUUAUUGCACAUCAUAUCCACAGGCCUUCUCAUGUCAUCCUAAAAUUUUCACCUGUAGCACUGAUUUCGCGUUUUAAGCCGUCGGUGGUUCAUUAUGAAAAAAUCGAAAUCUAGCUUACAUUUUUAUCAUUUAGCGUUUACGGCAGUGGGAAAGCCGCGAGCGCAAGAAGUUGGCUGAGUAUGAGAGGGAGAAGGAGCGUGAGAGGAAGAAACUAGAGGAGCUUAAUGCGGAAGCCCAAAGCCUUCACGAAUUCUUCGAAGACUACGAUGACGAUCUCGAGGACCCCAAAUUUUACAAGUGGGUCCUGAAAUUUAUCCCUAAAAUGUUAACUUUCUGCUGAUAAUCAGAGUGCAUAUUUUGCUCUCGACCGCUUGCCUUCUGCGCUCCUAUCGGACCUUAUAGAAACAAAAUGGAGGUGAAAUACUGAAGCUGUCAUGAUCCAGCCAAUAUUUCUAGUGGCUUUUUAUAUCCUCACAUUCACGAGGAGAUAGCGUAGUGACUCGAACCAUGCUGUGGCAGAGCAAUCUUUCGAACGAUUGGGUAGCCUCCAUUAGUUGGCCUUGUGCUUAAAAAGGGGGGUUUGACUACACUUUAAUUCUGACAUCCAGCGAAUAUCUUUCAUCGAAGAGAGGAUAUUCCGUGCCCAAUCAAAGCAUGAUAGCCGAGACACGAGGAUGAGAAAGUGACUCGCGAUUUUUCCAGAUUGACAUGUGUUGGCAAGGCCCCACAACAACUGCGAAAAAACGUGUCCUGCACUCGAUUUUCUUUACCAUGCCAAGUUUAAAUGGCUCCAGUUCCGACCUUCAGCAUUCGAUUGGCAUUUUGCCUUCCCUUUUUGUUGACUACCCUAGAUAAAGGCAACGAAAUGCCAAUUUGUAAUGAGCUUGAAAUGAUUACAGAAAGUGUACACCCCACUAUGGCAUACACUUCAUUUUCGGCAGCAGAAUGCUACCGCUCAUUUUAGGGUAGACUACGCGGAAAGAACGCUACUAGUCCGCCAUUCUAGUCCGGUGCGGCGUCAAUUACGGCGUCUGAAGCAUCGGUUUCGAAUAUCAUUGUGGUUCCAUACUGAGCGCUAGCGGUUUUGGCUUUCGAAACUUCUUCCUUAACAGCGUCGAAUGUUUUAAUAUGAAUGAGUAGGUGACUUUUAUCAGAGAAGUGAGGUAUCCAUUAUGAAUAGUAUGCGAACAAUCCAACUACUCGUUGCAACCUGUGGUCAACCGGAGAAGCCAUUUCACUCGACGGCUUUCAGCGUUCCGGAUCCUAUCUUAGUGUUCCAAACUAAGAAGCAUGAUUUGACUUGCGGCGAUGACACUCGACUUCAUUGGAGGUCACGUUCAGGGAUUUUCAAAGGUUUAAAUCAUCCCCGAUUCCGUCUCCACAAAUGGGGAUAUUGCCCACGUAGAAGGAAAUGUCCUUUAGGUGCACGAGCAUAAUUAUGUCGUUGAUAGUUCUUUUUGAAUACGUCAGAAGGGGCUCAACGAAAUUGAUGGGGACGUCCACAAGCUUCAAAGCCAGAGUGUGGCCAUUCCUCUGCCUGGAUAGGUUAUCAAGUGAUAGGCACUCUUGAGAUCAAGAAGGCUAUACGUGUGGUAGUUUGCAAUUUGUUCAAUCAUUCCGUCCACCCUAGGGGAGGGGUAGGCAUCGAGGAGUGUAUUUGUUGAUAGUCUAGCUACAAUCAACAACCACCGUCUCUCUGUGGUUCACAUUGGCUACCACCGGGACUCGGGCUAACCAAGAUGGGAAGGCCCAGUGAUUUCUUCAGUCAGAAGAUGAAUCGUUUCUCGUAUAUAUUAGUGGAGUCUAAACGAGGAACAGUAAUUAAUGAAAUAGAAUUUAGUCAGGGCAACAAGUUGGCGUGACACUCCAGAUCCACUAAAGUUGGUCAGCGUGUGCGGGAGGGGGGUUACUAUCCGUGGCCAGUGAUGUAGGUAUGAUCACAACGAUAUCGACUACGGGUAAUUUAGACCAUGCAGUGAGCUUUUGUGAGUCAUGGUUGUUGGGGUUCGUUCUGUUACAUGUUGGAUCUCAUUUCAUGUUCGGUCAACCUGGUCCAGGUACUGAAGCGAGAUCUGCCGAUUGACUGGCCCUCCGUCACUUCCAUCAAUUUGAUGCUAGCUUGUAAUUUUGCCGCAAACGCCCGUUUGCCAACGUAGGGGUUUCUUUACUGCAUCAUGAUGCCUGACACAUGCAACGGCCUAGCUGAGCACCCUUGCGCUUUGCGUCACCAGAAGUCUUAUUUCAGUCUGUUUAGAGCUAAAGGUUCGGAAACUAGUUUAAAAACUUCAUUGCGAGUUACUUUUCGUUACCCAGCCAUUCUUUUCUCGGGCUUCGAUUUGUGAAAAAACUGCUCCAUCAUUGUGUGCAAAUCACUUGUAUAUUGUCCCAGUUCACUAGAUCACUAACUACCAUAAUUCCCUCCGGAAUGAUUCAUCUAACCUUUCUUAAAAUGACAAUAUUUGCCUCUCAUUUAAACGUACUCGAGCUUGGGGAGGAAGCCUGGCUACAUAUAUUAUGCAAUUACCCUGAAAUGGUUGACAAGGAACGGCCCGUUUACUAAAAAUUAAUUCCUUUAGGGGAAGCGCUCUUCAAGGACGUUUAGCCGAUAGAGAAGUUGAGGAAGCAGCCGAUGAACGUGAUCGUCAAAAGGAAAUCGAACAACUCGAAGCUGCAAAGAGGAAAUUGAUUGAGGAAAGGGAUCCUAACGCAGAAUCCAUUAUUCUCCAAAUGGAACAGAAGAUGCAGGAACACCUUCGGAAAAGCCUUAAUCUGGACGGUGGCUCUACGCCUGGCAUUCACUAUCCAACCUUCCCACGAUCGUCACCUUUGAACAAUGUCGACGGAAAUGACGAGUCCUCCCAGCACGCGGACACUCCUGCUAGUGCGUUUAUUGAGACCUCUAAGGAUACUGCGAAUUCCGCCGCUGUAAGUCGAUUAAACUGCCAAGUGCAAUAACCAUGCUUUCACCCAUCCUUUGAGCACACCGCCUCCAUCUUAUUCCUCGUAUUCCUAGUGCAUCCUAGCCUCCCUAUGCUGGCUCUCACAUGCCAAGAAUUUCACUCGUCGAGAUCGAAAGUCCAAUACAUUGUGCUUCUUGAACCCAAGCAGCUAAUUGCCGCGGCUACAGGAAAGUCGUACAUCGAUUUGGUGUCUGGUCGUAGAGUUGUCAUCUAGCCUGCAUUGCCAAAGUCUAUUAAAUGGGCAUUCGGCUUACUUUUCGUUAGUCCUGGUUACAAACAAGCGCCGUCUGAUCCUAGCAGACGAAAGGUGGACCAAUGCAACUGGGACCCGGUUUUGAUUGACGGAUUUCAACAUCGAAUACCCUGGAACUUGGGUAGGAUAAUACAGAAAGACUUGCAACAUUAUUUGACUGGCUGGGAGUUAAUAGUUGCACGAUCUACCGCACUGACAGCACAGGUACUAGCUUAAAUCCCGGGCAGGCUUCGCCGAUACGCGGUCAUUGCAUGACGGCUCUGAGGGCUUCGGCAUGCCUGUGGGCCCCCGGCUUUCCCCGUUCAUUCGACUAGUGUUUACCGGAUGAAACUUUUGAAUUUGAUUUUGCUUCCUUCACAUUUUCAGAAUUCUUCCUUCCAAAAUGACAAAACGGAUUCCAGCUUCAAGCCUGUCUCCCCUGAUCAAAGCCGAAUGUUAGACCAACCAAACUUGUCAAAUUCUAAGAAUACAGAUGCACAAGAGAUCGGUCGGAAAGAUUCCGGUACUUUCCUCUUUUCUAUGGCAUCCAGUAAGUGAACAACAUUCAAGCAUCCCAACCCGGCUUUAUUUUACCAUUUUGGCUUGUUAGGGUUUCAUCAAUUCAGUGCUACAGAAGCCUUAUUGUGCAUGUAUUUGCUACCACUGAUCAUGCUGUUAAGGAUGUCGUGAAUGGCCCGUAUGCGUCUGAAGACGAGUGUGAGCAAAUCUGAAAAGCUCAACCCACUUCUCCAGCCAUUCCCACUGUCCGACGCUCAUGAACGCGCCGGUAGGUAAAGAAACGGACAGAUUCGUCUCCCCGGGCCUCCUUUUACAGGUCAUUUACAGGAAUCGCGACCGCUUGCUUAAAGACUACUGACAUGCCACUUAUAGCCCAUGGCUUAGUGGGGCAAUGGACGCCAUCAGCCAGUGAAUACAGUAGUGAUGCAUAGUGCUCACCGGAACGCUGACCCCACAACAUUGAUCAGCAUGCAACAUACCAUCGGAUUUACAGAUGCGCGGUGGGGUGUGGUGGAUGGGACUUUUGAUACAGUUGCUCUGAACCCUGGACCCAUUUACACUGCUACCUUUCACCGAUUACACCUGCGCAUCUACGGCAGACUUGGUGCCGGGGCUGCCUACACCUAGACUAUUGCCACCCGUGAAUAUGUCCCCCUACCAAGCGAUGCCAUCAAGCUUUGACAGGCAAGCCUUCGAUUAAGAACAUUUCCAGUCAUCCGCCAGCCAGACAGCCUUCAGCGAAGCUUGGCUGUUAAAUAACUAAGCUCUAGGGUCUGACAAAAAGUUGCUGAGCAGCAGAGGACUGAGGUAAGACAUGCUGGCUGCCCAAUAAAGUGUUACAAAGCCCGAUGACGGCACCAUUUGCUCGCUUUUGCUGCCUUGUAGUUAGGUCCUGGAGCCAAAGCACUAGGAUAGACAACCUCGGACAAACAAUCCGAGCGGUUGUUCGGGACCCACUUGUACUCGAAUUUUUCGAGAAAUCUCAUGAAAACAUCCGACUCAAGUAUUGCCAUCCAUGCUACGGCGUCUGGAAAUCAGCGCGCUCCGCAACCCUGGUCUAUUGUUGUGGGCAAGUAAUAUGCGAGCUGCUCUGCUCAAUCGAGGGUGGGCUCGUUGUAUUGGAUACUGGUGUGCAAACGUUCCUGGGCACUUGUGUCCAAAGUCUGGCGGCGCGCAGUCUCAGGUGCUCGAAAAAUAAAGAUCCCGAAAGUGGCUCAUACAACCCUUCUGGUAAACAGUGCGAUCGCUCCCUUGCAGCAAGUGAACCGUGCCCUACUGUCAUAGGAACCGGUCAACAACCGGAUGACUUAUGUGCGACUCAAGGGCCACAACGAAUAUCUCGUUUCCGUAUACGUACCAACAUCAGCUGCAGACCAGCAAGUUAAAGAAACCUGCUCAUAGCUACAGGAGUUAGUUGGAAAACUUCCUCGUCUUGAUCUGCCGAUUGUAUGACCGGACUGCGCCCGUCAACUCUUCCAACAGUCACGCUAUUAGCCACUUUGGACUUGGCUCAGCAUGCGACAAUGGUAAGAUAAUACUGAAAUUCUCUAGUCAGAACUAACUGUUUGUCACCAACACGUGCCUCCAGCAUUGCCGCAAACAUAUACUGACCUGAUAUUCGUACAGUCAGUCAGAUUAACUACAUUCUAGUUGGUCUACGGUUCUGCAGCUGGGUCCACGAUAGCAAAUCUGUACGUGGUGCCAAAACUGGUAACGCCGGAUUGUACAGACACUUUUACAGUUUAAUUGAGUACAAGUGUUUUCCCCUUGGUUAUCGGUUUGCUUUUUCGUUACAUUUUCGCCUAGUUGUGUCUCAGAAUCUAGUAUUUAAAAAUAAAGUAUUAUGCCGUUUUCGAGUCCAGAAAGCGCAUUUUGAAUAACUCUUUGUUUUUUAGGUUGAUAUGGAUCCAGAAUUUCUACGUUUUCCCCAGGGAAAAUUAAUUUUUGUGCACUGUUGUGGUCAAUUACUGUGAUAUGUAAAUACGGUUAAGGCGUACGGUCAGGUCAGAAGCGAUGCGUCCUCUUCCCGUACUAUUACUGUAGGGUAAUGCGUUGUAAAUUCAGGGCAGGCGCCGUAUCCGCCAUCCCUGGCUGUUGACUCGGACUUCUAGGGUUGCUGUGCUUCAUGAACUGCAAUUUACUUGUGACUUCAGUACUUCCCAAGUCUGAGUUGCCGAGUCCAUGGAGCUUUGCGUGUGCGCGACUAAGUGAUGGCUACUGCAAUUAAGAAUUUGUGUUCAGAACUUCAGAACAGGCGUCCUUCUAGGCAACCGUCUAUAUGCCUCGUGAUUAGGACGGUCCUCCAAGGCUAUUCGCUGUCAUGUAUUAAGCAUGAAGAUGGCCGGUUUUUGUUAUUUGUUUUGCUGAAUCCUGCAGUGCACUUCGUUUCUUAUUUAGUCUUCACACGCAAUGCGUCUGACCUGGGUCUCGGUAAUCGAUCCGCCACUCUAAUUCACCACGGAGUCGUGCGGGUUGAGGGCUGUAAAUUACAGCGAGCAGUUAACCACAUUGAAUGUAGUAACUGCCCCUCUAGUUACAUGGCUCACGCGCCGUAAGUUGGCAACACGAAUGCAGCAGAACAGGGCUACGGUGAGACGCGAUGACAAUAUGCACAAACAGCCUGCCAUAUGAUGGGUGUUCGCAAUUUUUAUUCCACUUACACAUAAUUGUCAACGAACCCUACAAAUGAUAACACUCAGUUUGGGCCUUUCACCCGCGUGCCAAACGUUAACUAGCUCUUGCAUCAGAAUACCCGACAGUUUGACCGCCGUGACUGACGAUGUUCACCGUGUGCUCCACAACAAGGUGAGGGCAGACACAGUGACUCGCGAGCAGGCAGGCAGAACAACCAUUGUUUCUCUAUUAGUUCCUGCGCUAGAGAUACUCGUGUUUGCCUGUGAAAAGUGUUUUCAUUCUCUGGUCUCAGUAUCCGUAGGUGUACAACUGUAUGGUUUGUUUCGAUUUUCCAUUAUCGAGAUAGACAGACAAUCUAAUAGAUUGUCAACUAGAAGUCGACAUGCUGCAGAUUGACUUGUUUAUUUGCCUUCCAUCACAGGUUUCCCUAAUGAGAAUACUUUGACAUUUUGCGCCCAAGUUGUGGCGCGUACUUCAGUGUAAAACCCAACUGGCUACUGUCAGGCAGCACGCCUGCCUGACGCGCGGUAGCCAUUCAGCAUUGCACAACGGAGGCGGUGCAUAACUUUUUAUUCCACGGCCGGGAUGCAUUUUCCUAAACUCCGUGUCAGUUUUUUUCAAGCAAAAUUCUUUUUUAAAGUAUUUUAUAACCAGCUCGGCUUGCAGUGUACUUCAAAAAUCCCACAAUGCGUCCGAAGAUCAACCAGGAGGCUGUUGUCUUGCUCACAAGCGACCAGGUUCGAGCCUCGCCUUGUCGAAAUUUCGUUAACGUUGUCCGUCAGUUGGUAUGAAAAUAAAAAGUGCCAGCAUGGGAUGUUCAAGUGCGCUUUUAAAUACAAAAUCCUACUUACGGGAAGUUGCAGUAUUACCAUCACAUAUUUCCCCGAUUUAACUCAACACGAUGUCUUCCUGGCGCGCAAAUAGGCUGCCUGAUUUUGAUUUCAACCACCGUUGAAAUAGCGAUAUGCCUGGCGAAUUUGACCUCUUCAAGGUUUGUCUAAAAAAGGCUUCACGUCAGCGUUCACAGGAUACAUGAGGAUUGUCCGCUUUCUAAUUUUUUUAGCAUAGCUGCUCUCCAUCCGGCGCCAACCCUCGUAUAUUUCCUGUCGGUUUUUAAGUGAACAUAUAACAGAAUGUUGAAUGCAUUUUCGAAAGGCCAAUAUUUUUAAGAUACAGCGGUCCCGCGGCAUCGAGCUCAAUCUCUUUGGACCUCUGACGUUUGAGGUGACAACUAACAUUAAAGUUCAGUCAAUCCUAGUUCCGUUACUUUGACGCCCCUGGAAACUGGAAAUCCGCGAACAGAAAUCACCGGAUCUAAUAUAUUUUCACCGACUUGCGUUUCUGACGCGGGUUUUACGUGAGCUAACAAGAAUCACCAACUUGACUUCAUAAAAGCGUUUUCUAAGAAUACUGACUUCGUUUUCAAUCGGUUUGGCCUGACCGUGACCUAUGGGCGGAAUGUGGUCAGCAGCUUUGACCGAGAGUGGGUGGUGGAGGAUGAAGAAUUGGAUAAAGGUCUACCAGGCAGCGUGGCACUUGUUAUUCUCCUUUAAUGGACCGUUAUUCGUCUGGCAUUCCUGUCUAGUUGCGAUCACACCUCUAGACAUCUUGAGGCUAGUAUUUUUACUUCACUUAAUAAAUACGUGGAAUAGUUUAUUGGCCUAACUACCGGGAUUGACGCAAUCAGCAGUUGUGUGGCACGAACAGACACGCCUUACAACCAGUUGUAUUGGUCUCGUCUUGCCGUAUGAACCCAUCGGGUUUGGGAAACGAGACUUGGGCAUUUGCGCCACAAGCCCCUCUCAUAAAAGUCGAAAUCUUGUAAAAGUCUACUGCCUCCCUCAGUCUCCGAUUCCGACACAAAGCGAUCAGGACUUAUUAUCCCACUCGCCCAACACUACUGCCGCGCCAGCUUCUUUUUGAUUAAUAAACUUUAAAAAUCAAGUGUAGUUUGGAUGUGGUGCAGUCAAGACAGUAGGCGUCGCCAAACCAGCCCCACAGCUCAGCCUGGUGGCCACGGUCGUGACUUGCGCAUGAAUCUGUUUGUACUGGAGCAGGCUUGCACGGCGACUGCCUCAUUAUUUCUCUUCACGCUUUCCGUUUUUCGCUUACAAGAAAACGAGAAUGAUCGUAGAUGGGCGUCAGCUUCAUUUUGUAUUUAAUUAUUAAAGCGUAGUUGUGACGAACUAUGCGCAACAGCCGAGCCCUAGCGACGUGCUCUGACCAGGGAGAGCCAGGCGCGGUGAUGACAAAAGUCAUCUCGUCCCGUGGUGUAAAUGCCAACAUUAGACUGAAGACUGAGAUCGGACUUGUCACUUUCUUGUAACCACGACAAAAAGUUGUCAACUGGGACUGACUUGAAAGGCGCUUGCAUUCAGUCCUGGCGUUUCGCAUGCCGUCCCAUUGGUUGUUUAGGGCCAUAUUUUUCGCACUUGCCCCUAUCCCCAUCUACAUUCACUUGUUCAUUUGUAUGACGGAACAUAAGUAGCACUGCCUGUUAACGAGACAGCUUAUUCUCCCUUCGGUCUUAGUAAUUGCGGCCUGAAGUCAUUUCUUUGAUCGCUUUCUUCGUGAAUAUCCUGUUGACAGGCAUUUAUGCCAUAGCUUCCCAACUCUUUGAAGACAGAAAUGCUACUGUAACUGAAGAUCAGAAAAGCUACUUAGGUUUCACUGUCUUUAAAAUCGUUUCUCAACGGGCGUCUUUUUCGAACCGUUUCAUGAUUGCUGUCUCUCCAAGUUCAUGAGCUAUCACACCAAUCAGCCGCACAAAAUGCAAAAGCGAAUGUAAGGCAACUGGAAUGUUGGGGUUUGCCGCUGGCUAGGGUGUUUGAAUCGUAUGGCAGUCGUGCAUAAGAUUGCACUUCUGAUAACCAAAGACUGAUACCAGCGAUGACGGUUUCUUCCACCAAAAGCUUGUGCAGAUCACGACAGCCUGCCCCAGGUAUGCUAAAAUGGCUUUAAGUCCGUAUAGGGCAUGAGGCGCUCUCUAACAGUAGUUUUAAUAUCUACUGUAAUUUGUGCGACCUUUAUCUUUAGCUGAACACACAGUCCGUAAACCCGCUGCCGCAUUCGCCGAUGAUGACUUGGAACAGAGGGCAGCGAAACCGACUCUUAGUUGGCUUCCACCGUCUGCAACGUCCUCUCAAAAGCCUCUUCCUCCACAACCGGAGGAGCCGCACGUUUCUCGACUAUCGACUGCUGAGAAGAAGGCUGUGAUCAAGCGCAUAAUAGAGCAAAUUCCGACGGCUAAGGAGGAUCUGUUUGCAUAUCCCAUUGACUGGGCCAUUGUGGACGCGGUAGGCGUUUGCUUCCUUUCUUUACCACAACUUGUAUUUUGCUGUCAAAAUCUAGUAGCACGCGCCGUGCGAUGUGUCCAACACUCUGAUGGUGAACGAUCUUGUACGCCAUUCGUGAAUUCAGCUCAGAAACAAAGCUAUUCCGGUGGUCGCUUCAGUCAUGUAUUGCAAAGUAUGCCGUUGGUGGGAGUCCACGCAGCUAGAUGCCCGACCAUUGGUCCCAUAUCUCUCGGCAGCAUACGCUUUCCAUAGGUGCGCAACCGCAAAUCCUGGAUCCUGUGUUGCGUUUGUUGUACUAUGGCAGGGUGUUUGAUCCUUCCUCCAGUAAACGAGUUUCUGACCACAAACAGAAGUAUCGAGUUACUUUGCAAUGGCGUUUAGCCUACUUGAGGUUCUGUAAUUGGCAACAGUUAUUGCCACUGACUUACUGUCCAGUGUUAAUUUGGUAGUUGCUGAAGUGAGAACGGGAGAUGCAAAAACCGUCAGCAUUAAUACCCCCACAAGCUUCAGGGUCUAAAUUUAAGUCUUUUGCUUUAUGCUCUUUUCCAUAACUGCCACACAAGACGUGCUCCUGCUUCUCAACACUGUGAACACGCCCAAAAUGCUUUUGUUGUAGGAGUUUGUUAAUACCCGGAUAAGGCCAUGGGUUGAUAAGAAGAUUGUCGCAUACAUUGGUGAGUCGGAAGCCACACUGUCCAACUUCAUAUGCGAACAAGUACUCGAGCACAACCCACCUGCGAAAAUCUUGAAUGAAAUUGCCAUGGUAGGUUUUUUCUCUUGUAUUAAACAACCAGUACUUGACACUAAAGUCAAACCGACUUGCGUCUUUCUUCAACUAAUGAUUUUGUUGUAUUUGCAGGUACUCGACGAAGAGGCCGAAGUAUUUGUAGUGAAAAUGUGGCGCCUUCUUAUAUACGUAAUCGCAGAGAAAAAACUUGGAUUAAGCGUUUGA